AUGUUUUAUUCCCAGUUCGUUCUAUCUAAAAAAGGGCCCUUAGCCAAAAUCUGGCUUGCGGCCCAUUGGGAAAAAAAAUUAUCGAAAGCUCAAAUUUACGAAACUAAUGUCGAAGAUGCUGUAGAAGAAAUUCUGAAACCAAAGGUCAAAAUGGCUCUAAGAACAACUGGCCACUUGCUUCUCGGAAUAGUCCGUAUUUAUUCAAGAAAAACGAAAUACCUUCUUGCUGAUUGUAAUGAAGCCUUCCUCAAGAUCAAGAUGGCUUUCAGACCCGGACAAGUUGAAUUAUCUGAUGAUGUUCGUGAUAACAACACCAGCUUGCAAGGCAUACCAGAUGUAUAUACUGAUUUCGAUACUGCUUUACCCGAGUUCAACGACGCCGAAUUUGCGAACCACUUACAGGUCAGCCAAAGUCGCAUCGAUGAUAUUACUCUCAAAGAAGAUCUUAUUGGAGACCCAUCAAACAUGAGAUUUAAUGAUGAUUUUGGAAUGGAUGAUUUCGGUGAAAGUUCUGUAGGCAUGGGAUCCGGAUUUGAUGACGAUUUUGGAGCUUUCGACAGAAGCUCGGCUAUUGAAGUUGGUCGUGACGCCAGUGCAUCAGCAUUCGGAAAUUCAAUUCGUGAUAUUCGCGAGCCAACACCUUCCCUCGAAGGAAAGAUGGCCCCAGGGGCUCCUAUUUUUAAUACUGAUGACGAUUUUGUUGGAGGAGAUAUGGGGGAUGACGAUAUGGACGGCAACGUUUUUAAUGAUAAUAUGUCUGCUGUAGGUAAUAUGGAAGCACCAGGUUCCGACUUAGGAGACGAAAUGCAGCUGGGUGCUACUGCUAACAGUCUUCAAGGUGAUCGUCAAGAAAGUUUUGCACUAGAACCAUUAGACGUUUCGGCAUUGGAUAAAAUGCAAGAGAAAAGAAGAAGAAAGAGAAGAUUAAUUGUUGAUGACCAGAAGAAUAUUAGUGGUGAAGAAAUGAAAAAUAAUAUGCUGGAUUACAGUGAUACAUUGCAAACCUUGGACUUAGCUCCACCGACAAGAAAACUCAUGCGUAUGAAGGAAGCAGGAACUGUUGAAAAGCUUUUCCAUAUGCCUGGUUUCCAAUAUAUGAAGGCUAAGCCUUUGAUUAGACUUUAUCAAUCGCAUUUGGUCCUGAAGGCUCGUGUAGAUGAUGUAUUGAAGCCGGAUGAUAUCCGCAAGGAACUUGAUCUAUCUGAUAUAAUAGAAGAUGACUUCCAAUAUCAAGCGGAUUGCGGGGAAGAUUUUGAAGAUAUCGGUCCAGUUAAUAUUGAACCACUCACUGCCGAUUCCCCACCCCCUAUGGCUGAACUGGAUGCUGAGGAAUCCCCUGUUAAAGAUCUCGAAGAUAGCCCCACUUCAGAGAAGAGAAAGAGAAAGAGUAAUCUUAAUGAGACAACUAGAACUGAAGAUGAUGAAGCUGCCGAAGGAGACGAAGAUCAUAGAUGGACCAAACGUACCCAAGGAGUUCUGAACUCGAUUUCAACAAAACUGAACUCGUCUGCUUGCGCUGAAGUGAGUUUUGAUUUUUCAACUCUUCCAAAAUGUGUAACCCUAUCGUCGAACUGCUUACGGAGAAACGUAUCAACUGAAAUGGAUUCAUCUCCUGUAGAGUUGAUCUACAUAAUCCAAAAGAGACGAGGUCAAAGCAAUUUUGUUGGCUUCUUUGGCGUCAUGUAA
Messenger RNA from Auanema sp. JU1783, 1686 nucleotides. The record is from the annotation of a GenBank genome assembly. NCBI's taxonomy places the organism in Eukaryota, Metazoa, Nematoda, Chromadorea, Rhabditida, Rhabditidae.